AUGGCGGCGAAAAGUCUCAGUACCAGCACGCUCAGUCUGAAGUUUAUGCAGAAUGCGCAACGAGCGAAGAACCUAAAAGAAGUCGAGUUAGAUCGAGCAGAAGUGAAGGACGAUGGAAAGUGGGAGAUCAGUCAACACAUCCGAGAUUCUUGGGGAAUUACAAAUGAGAGGCUUUCUGAGUCUUCCGAUGUGCAUGAAGCCUCUUAUUUGCCCUUUCUAUUUUCGGGUGACACCUCAACCAACACCAACAGUAAUGUUACCGCCUCUACAUCAAAACCGACAGGCAGACGGACCUUCAACAAAAAAGGAGAGGAUAUCUCAUUAGAGCCCUCUACAUCGGACUCGGCCACUGCCAACGUUUCGACUCCAUCAGUUGACCCACCGCCGUCGAAAGGGCGCAAAGUUCACCCUAGACCUGUUUCGAUAACCGCAUCAGGGGCGUCUGGACAUUUACGGGGAUUCGAAGAAUUCAAUGAUUCCAAAGAUUCUCGGUUAACUGCCAGACAGGCUAUGUUUGAAAGCGGUGGUGUUGGUACUGACCUUCGUGGACAAGUACAGAAACCUCCAAAAGCAACCUUCAUGAAGCCUGCUGGGAUCGAUGACCCUCAACCUGUCAAGAAUGUGUCUUCCGCCGUGUCGUCUCAGAACAACAUCAUCUCUGGUGCUCGCGAGAAAAAAGUUAAGCGUCAACGCGAGGCUCCUUCAGAUGAUACAAACGACACGACGAAGAAAUCGAAGAAAAAGAAAAGGAAAAAUCCGGAAUAA
Psilocybe cubensis is the source of this 765-nucleotide messenger RNA. RefSeq lists its product as uncharacterized. Bases 1 to 765 code for a protein of 254 amino acids. NCBI's taxonomy places the organism in Eukaryota, Fungi, Basidiomycota, Agaricomycetes, Agaricales, Agrocybaceae. The record is from RefSeq and is a predicted model, not a curated record. The transcript is spliced from 3 exons.